AUGUUUCACCUGGCAAAAGGACUAUACGAGUCGUGGAACAAGAAAGGACAGUACUCCGUACUGAUCCUCGGACUUGACAAUGCGGGAAAGACUACGUUUCUCGAAAAACUAAAAUCGAUAUAUACGCCGAAUGCCAAGACCAUCCCAAUUAAUCGCAUAUUGCCAACGGUGGGCCAGAACGUUGGAACCAUACCUAUGGAUGCUCACACCACACUGAAAUUUUGGGAUGUUGGCGGCCAGGAGACAUUGCGCGAGCUAUGGACCGAAUAUUAUGCCACAGCUCAUGGUAUCAUAUUUGUAAUCGAUUCAACAGACAAGGACCGGCUCGUGGAAUGCCAACGGGUGUUAAGCCAGGUGGUGACCAACGAGCUUAUCGAGGGUAUUCCAGUGCUGAUGCUGGCCAAUAAGCAGGAUAUCCCAGAUAAGCUCGAGGUGGAAGAUAUCAAAGAGAUAUUUAACGUUAUUGCUGAGCAUCUUAGCGCGCGAGAUAGCCGUGUGUUGCCGAUAAGUGCGAUUACGGGUGAUGGAGUCAAGGAAGCGAUAGAGUGGUUGGGCAUAAGACUUUCCAGAAAUAAGACCAAUAGGCCUCCGAUCUAUAAGUGA
This is a messenger RNA of Kuraishia capsulata CBS 1993, 603 nucleotides long. RefSeq lists its product as uncharacterized. Gene Ontology annotation, cellular component: Golgi apparatus. The record is from RefSeq and is a predicted model, not a curated record. Gene Ontology annotation, biological process: Golgi to plasma membrane protein transport; protein localization to organelle; intracellular protein transport. NCBI's taxonomy places the organism in Eukaryota, Fungi, Ascomycota, Pichiomycetes, Pichiales, Pichiaceae. The coding region runs from base 1 to 603 and encodes 200 amino acids. Gene Ontology annotation, molecular function: GTPase activity; GTP binding. The transcript is spliced from 2 exons.